AUGCUCCCUCUUUGCACUACUACCGUUGUCUUCAUAUCCAUGGCCAGCAUGGUGGCCAGUGCCUCCCCAGUCAACUUUACCCCGGCCGCGGUCACCGAGUCUACCAACACCACAACCCUAAUCAAGCGUACCCAGUUUUACCCCGGCAACCAGAAGGCAGGCGAAGAUGACUGGUGCGAGAAGUACCAGAUGGGCCAGUUUACGCGUGGCAACAGCAACCGCGCCAAGUCCGCCGACUGCGAGGCCAUUCUCAAGGACAUACCUACCCCGGGCUACUGGCUCAUUACGCUGGAUGACACCAAGGCCCAUGAGAAGAACGGGCGUUGGGUGCAGAUCGCCAAGCACAGUACCUGUGCCUUUGAUGUGCGCCUGUCCAAGGCUUAUAAGCAGGAUCGCCCGGAGAAUAUGUGGGACUUUAAGUUUGGAACAGAGGAUAUGUGGUGGGCAAUUUCUAAUUAUGCUUGGGAUCCAGACACCAAGGAUGGCACGCCACAAUCACUGGCAAUGGGCCACGACACUUCCUCCCUCUCCCAGCAAGCCCUCUCCAGCUGGAAAGCCAAUGCUCAAGCUUGGGACGCCCAGAUCACGCCCAACGGCAACAAAUACUGGCGCCAUCUCCAAGAACCUUGUCUGCGUCGUCUCCUCGGGGCCUACCUCUCUAAAUCAGGCGGCUGCCGCGCUCUGGACCUCGCAACAGGCAACGGCCUCUGUGCGAGAUGGAUGGCCUCCCUUAUGGACCCUGCUGGGAAAAGAGAUGUGCUUGCGACGGACGGGGCAGAGAGUAUGCUCGAUGUGGCGAGGAUUAGGGUUAAGGAGGCUGGGCUGGAAGGGGUCGUCAGGUUUAGGAAGGUCGAUGUGACGAGUAAGGAGGAUUUGGUGGGAUUGGUGAGGGCCGAAGGAAAGUGGGAUGUGGUGUUGAUGAAUAUGGCGUUGAUGGAUGUCGGGGAGGUGUGGAUUUUGGCGAAGACGUUGCCGCAUUUGCUGAGAAAGGGGGGAGUAAUUAACCAUGAGACGGGGGAGUUUGAGAUUUUGCGAAGUAUUGUGGUGAGGGAGUACAUGAAUGUUGCCCCUUACAAGGGAGUGGCUGUUGUGGGGCAACCGGAGAAGCAGGUGGGUGUUCAACACCGCGAGUUUUUACUUUCAUGCUUAUCAGAAUGGCAGAUCUACUUCCACCGGCCGAUGCACGAGCUCUUCGGUGUGUUCUUUCGUGAGGGCCUGGUCAUGGAUGCUCUGGAGGAGCUGGCGUUUCCGGAAGAGGCCAAAGAGGAGAAAGUCACUGCGACUGUCAAUUUCACACAGUUUCCAGUUAUCCUCGCUUUCAGGCUGAGGUUGCCAUGA
This is a messenger RNA of Thermochaetoides thermophila DSM 1495, 1338 nucleotides long. RefSeq lists its product as uncharacterized. The transcript has 3 exons. The record is from RefSeq and is a predicted model, not a curated record. Bases 1 to 1338 code for a protein of 445 amino acids. Lineage: Eukaryota; Fungi; Ascomycota; Sordariomycetes; Sordariales; Chaetomiaceae.